AUGUGCAAAACCCAAGGUUUUCGUGACAUCACCCCACUUGUUGCCCUGACCUGUGUUGGUGUGGUGAUCAUUGGUCUAUCAUUCAUAAGUGGUCAGUUUGGAGAAAGGAUACAGAAAACAUUAAUUCAGCCAUUAGAAAACUUCAUGAACGAUAGGAAAAGGAUUGUCAAGGUUGCAAAAGUAUUGUUAAUGUUAUGUGUACUGGCUGCCAUUAUGGUGAUCAUUGGAACAUCUGUAUUGGUGCGACCACAAAACGCUGUCUCCCUUGUGGGAAUUGUGGUCUUUCUGCUGAUGAUGUGGAUAUGUUCGGCCCAUCCUACCAAGGUUAACUGGAGACCUGUAGUUGGAGGAUUGCUGCUACAGUUUUUCUUUGCUUCCUUGAUUCUCAAGCUGAGUGUGGGAUACACUGCAUUCAAGUUUCUUGGAGACAGAAUCCAGAUAUUCCUCAGCUUUACUAAUAAUGGAACGCAGUUUGUGUUUGGAGAAAAGUACACUGAUCAUUUCUUUGCUAUGAAGGUUCUGCCAGUCAUCGUUUUCUUCAGUUGUGCAAUCUCUGUGAUGUACUACCUGGGAGUGAUGCAGGUUGUCAUUGGAAAAAUUGCCUGGCUCAUGAGAGUGACCCUGGGAACCACUGCUGCUGAAUCUUUGUGUGCUGCUGGAAAUAUAUUUGUUGGCCUGACUGAGGCACCCAUCCUGAUCCGGCCUUAUCUGGGCGUAAUGACAAAGUCUGAGUUACAUGCAGUAACUACAUGUGGAUUUGCCACAAUUGCUGGAGGUGUAUUGGCCGCCUAUGUGGAGUUUGGGGUGCCCGCAGAACACUUGCUGUGUGCGUCUGUAAUGAAUGCUCCAUGUGCGCUGGCUAUUUCCAAAAUCCUGUACCCAGAAACAGAAGAAAGCAAGCUGAAGGUCUUCCCUAAGAGUGGGUCAGAGCCUACAGCAGAAGAGGAGAAGAAUGUAAUUGAAGCUGCAGCAGGGGGAGCAUCUGCUUCCAUUAAACUUGUGGCUAACAUCGCCGCCAACCUCAUUGCCUUUCUGGCCAUGCUGUCCUGUGUGAACGCCAUCCUUUCCUGGUUUGGUAGUUUUGUUGGUAUCAACAAUCUCUCCUUCCAGAUGAUCUGUUCAUACCUUCUGAUGCCAGUGGCAUAUUUGAUGGGAGUGGAUUGGAAUGAUGCCAGUGUGGUAGGUGAACUGAUUGGAGUCAAAACCUUCCUGAAUGAGUUUAUUGCUUAUAGUGAACUAUCUACAUACAUCAAAGCAAGGGAGGAGUGCCUUCCUGGUACAGUCAUGUCUGUGAGGUCAGAAGUAAUAGCAACAUAUGCUCUCUGUGGUUUUUCUAACCUUGGCUCGAUUGGAGUAAUGUUGGGAGCACUGGGUCCUAUGGCCCCUGAACGCAAGGGAGACUUGGCUACUGUGGUGAUGCGGGCACUCUUAGGUGGUAUCGUCACCUGCCUCCUCACCGCAUCCAUCGCAGGAUUGUUGCUGACAGAGUUCCCUGUCUCAGCUUCCUGUCUGAUGCCAAACAUCACAUCUUCAAUCCUGCAAGGAAACAAUACUGUGGAGAUGGUGCUAAACAUUACACAAACUGGAGGCUUGUCCACUGUGGCCUACAACACAUCACUGCCAGCUUUAUAA
Molecule: messenger RNA, 1632 nt
Organism: Ylistrum balloti
Lineage: Eukaryota; Metazoa; Mollusca; Bivalvia; Pectinida; Pectinidae
Product: solute carrier family 28 member 3-like
Exons: 10
Coding region: 1-1632 (543 amino acids)
Biological process (GO): nucleoside transmembrane transport
Cellular component (GO): membrane
Molecular function (GO): nucleoside:sodium symporter activity
Source: RefSeq, a predicted model, not a curated record